CCGUUAAUUGUCUGAGGGUUCGGUGUAGAACGAUAAAUAAACAGGAACCUCUCUAAGAUAUCUUUAGUGGUCCCUUCCCCUUUGGAUUUUUUUAGAGCAUUUUUAAAUGUACUCACAAAGCGUUCCACUUGGCCAUUUGAUUGGGGAUGGUAUGGAGGUGUUCGGAUGUGCUGGAUUCCGUUCUGCCGACAAAAUUGUGAGAUUUCGGACGUAAACUGUGUUCCGUUGUCACUAACUAUCAAUUCCGGGAUUCCAAAACGACUGAAUAGUUGACGUAGUUUACUGACUGUGCAGCUUGCAGUCGGGUGUUCCAUGAGAAAAAUUUCUGGCCACUUGCUAUAUGCAUCAACCAUCAAAAGGUGUGGAUGCAGACUCCUUAUCUAUAGUGGAAAAUAUGAAAUUACGAAUCCGAAGUUUCCGAUGUCGACGUAUUUUUCACUUAAUUCUAGCUGUCAUAAUAAUCUUUGUCAUAACAAGUUUACUUAGCUACUUUUAUGAAGAGGUUCCUAAAUUCCCAAAGCCACCGAUAAUCGGACCUCCACCUAACCUUCCAGAGUCUGACCAGGAUUCUCGUCAAAUCCAACCACCUGCACAAAUACCUAUAGAAUCCGAUGUUUUAGAAAAUGCAAAAAAGCUUCCUACUCAAACACUUCCUAUUUCUAAAAAUCUUUCGCCAAUUGUAGCUUUCAAAUAUGGAACACUUAUUUCCAAGGAAGAAAUUCAAGGUGGCGUUCCUGCAAAUAAAAGAGUAGCCUCUAUGCGAGAUAAAGUUCGAGAGAUGAUGAAGUUUGCUUGGAAUGGUUAUGUUACCUAUGCAUGGGGAAGUAAUGAAUUGAGACCGUUUUCAAAAACUGACCACUUACCCUUUGUACUUGGAAAUGAACCACUCGGGGCUUCCUUAGUCGAUAGUUUGGAUACUUUGUACAUAAUGAAUUUGAACAAAGAAUUCAACACAGCUGUAGAAUGGAUAGAAAUGAAUCUGGAUUUUAACAAAAACACUCAGGUGUCCGUGUUUGAAUUCAAUAUUAGGUAUAUUGGUGGCCUGCUGUCUGCUUACACGUUCAGUAGAAAACCUAUUUUACUGACUAAAGCGGUUGAACUUGCUCAACGUUUAUUACCUGCAUUUGAUACACCUAGUGGAAUUCCAAUGAGUUUAAUCAAUUUGAAAACGGGAGGUAAGCGGAAUUUUGUCUGGGCAAAUGGUCAAUGUUCAAUUCUAUCAGAGUUUGGUACAUUACAUAUGGAAUUUAAAUAUCUUUCUGAGCUAACUGGCAAUCCGGUCUAUUCAGAAAAGGUUGAUGCUAUUCGUAAGGUUUUGGAAGAAGUGAACAAGCCUAAUGGGUUAUUUCUUAAUUAUAUGGAUCCGAAUACAAAAUCAUGGUGUGGUAAUGAAGCUGGUCUCUCUGCAUCAGGUGAUUCAUUUUAUGAAUAUUUAUUAAAAGAAUGGAUUCGUACUGAUCAUAAAGAUGUGAAAGCUCUUGAACUAUACAAAUCUAGUUUAGAAUCAUUCUUAAAAGUUGGUUUAUUUCAUAAAAGUCCUCAACAUAAUUUACUUUAUGUUGGCAAUUACAAGUAUGGCACUAUUUCCAAUUCAAUGAGUCAUCUGGCUUGCUUUGUUGGCGGUAUGCUCUCUCUCGGUGCAUCAGAUAAAAAUGAUCCAUGGUUUCAACGUGGUGUUGAAAUUACCGAUACUUGUAGAAGAAGUUACGAUAGUGCAUCAACAGGUCUUGGUCCAGAAACAUUUUCAUUUACUGAUCAGUCUUCUGCUGUUGCGAUUACUCAAUCUCACAAAGUGUAUCUUCUGCGACCAGAAACAGUGGAAUCAUAUUUCUAUUUAUGGCGACUAACUAAAGAUCCAAAGUAUCGUGUUUGGGCAUGGGAUGUAGUUCAGGCUAUUGAAAAGUAUGCUCGUACAAAUGCUGGCUAUUCUGGUUUACAUGACGUUUACUCUACUAACUCUACUUUAGAUGAUGUUCAGCAGUCAUAUUUCUUAGCAGAAACACUGAAAUACCUUUAUUUAAUCUUUUCAGAAGAUACAUUAUUACCGCUUGAUAGAUGGGUGUUCAAUUCUGAAGCACAUCCAUUACCUAUUCAAAAUAAAGUCAAACUAACACCUGGCUAAUCAGUCGGUAUCAUAUUCCUAAUGUUGGUGAUAAUAAUAACUCCAAUGUCCAGAAUUUUGUUUUGUGCAAAGACGAUAUUUUCUUUCACCCCCUCUGGGUUGUUUUUCUUCUGUUUUUUCUCUUCGUAGAUUCUAUAACUAGGUGCUCUAUUUUCUUUCUAUCGCAUUGUUUAAACGCUGCUUGUGUGCAAUUACAGAAAGGAAGAAACAAGAGGAGUGUAUAUAUACAUAUAUAUUUUCUAUAACGAUCAUCAGGUGUGUAUAGAACUUGUUUUUUCUCGUCGUUUACUUUACAGCUAAGAAUAAUGUAAGUAAUUAAAUGGGAUUACCUGUUUCACAACUUUCCAUGUAACAUUGUGUUUGUCAGGUGAGAACAAAGUAAUUCCCAGCGAAUCUCUCUCGUUUCUUGUCACAUUGUUCUUCAAAAUUUUUUUAAGUCUCUUUUUUUCUUUACAUUGUAUCUCUUUUUCAGUCAGACUGUGAUAAUUUUUCUAUUUAAUGUCCUAUAGAAAUUAGAUUAUAGAUAACGUUUUUUAAUCCGAGGUUCAGUGUUGAGUAUUCUUGUUCCUUUCCUUGAUUCUUUCCUGAUCUAUACUAUUUUAUUCUGUCAUCUAGUUUACGUUUAACCUUUUCACACUUUUCAACAGAUUUCUUAUUUUUUCUCUAACAAUAAUGUCUGUUUUUUUUCACUUUCAGGUGAAUGAAUUUCUUCUGAUUAUAAACAACACAUAUAUAUUUAUAUUUUAUGCCUAUACUUUUCUGCUCCGUGUAAAUCUUUAGAAAUUUUUAUUUGUUUAACUGACCAACGUUGUCAGUCGUACGUUUCAUUAGUGUGUAGUUUUGUUUGUUUGUGAAACUAUCUGUGUUACUUUGCUUCCAGAUGUAUAUAAAUAUAUAUAGUGGAACUUCGCUUGUUG
Schistosoma intercalatum is the source of this 3039-nucleotide messenger RNA. NCBI's taxonomy places the organism in Eukaryota, Metazoa, Platyhelminthes, Trematoda, Strigeidida, Schistosomatidae. The record is from the annotation of a GenBank genome assembly.